AUGAAAGAAAAGUUCUUCGACGGCAGAAUCUUAGAAUCUGAAUCUGAUUUACAUUUCCAGGUGAAAAUACUUCUGUUAGGUUCCGGUGAAUCUGGAAAAUCCACUUUCAUCAAACAAAUGAACAUCAUACAUGGAGCUGGAGAAUUUACUGCAGAUGAGGUUCGAGCAUAUCGUCAGCAGAUUUAUCAGAACGUCAUCUCUGCUAUGAGAGUUCUCUUGGAUGCAAGAAGCAAGUUAAAUAUACCAUGGGAAAAACCGGAAAGGGAAAAGAAUGUUCCUGAAAUCAUGAGAUUUACCGUAUCCGAUCUUCUCAAAGGAAUCGACUUCACGACCUUCGUUGAUAUCUCUUCAAUUAUCGAAGACUUCUGGGAUGAUGCCGCAGUCAAACAAACUUAUGAAAAACGGAACUUAUUCCAAAUUAGUGAUUCCUGUCAGUACUUUUUCGAUCAUAUUAAUCGGAUUUCAAUGCCAAACUUCUUACCGACGAAUAAGGAUAUAUUAUACUGCAGAAAAGCGACGCGAGGAAUCUGUGAACACACUUUCGAAAUCAACAAAAUUCCAUUCAGGUUCAUUGAUGUAGGAGGACAGCGAUCUCAGCGGCAAAAGUGGUUUCAGUGUUUCACUGAUAUUACUAGUAUACUGUUCAUGGUAGCCUCUAAUGAAUAUGAUCAGGUAAUUCUCGAAGAUCGACGAACGAAUCGAGUUGUCGAAUCACGAUCAGUAUUCGAAACUAUCGUCAACAACAGGGCCUUCUCGAACGUUUCCAUUAUACUCUUCAUGAAUAAGAGUGAUCUUUUGAAAGAGAAAGUGCCGAAGUCGGAUAUUCGGCAAUAUUUUUCCGACUUCACAGGAGAUCACCUGAACGUACGAGAUGUACAAUUCUUUCUUGUCGACAAGUUUGAAACAUCACGGAAAGAUCGUGCACGGCCAUUUUUCUACCACUAUACAACUGCCAUUGAUACAGAAAAUAUACGACGAGUGUUUAUAGAUGUAAGGGACACGAUAUUACAGCAAAAUCUCAAGUCUCUAAUGAUGCAAUGA
Molecule: messenger RNA, 1041 nt
Organism: Haemonchus placei
Lineage: Eukaryota; Metazoa; Nematoda; Chromadorea; Rhabditida; Trichostrongylidae
Source: the annotation of a GenBank genome assembly